GAACACAGACACUAUCUUCCUCUCUCUCAUUUGCACACAGACAGAAAAAACUAGGGUUUGCAUUUCGUAGCAGCAAUGGCGCCGACGAAGGAGAGAGCACCUAGGGUUAGCCGCAACCCUGAUUUGAUCAGAGGAAUUGGAAAGUUCUCAAAGUCGCAGAUGUAUCACAAGAAAGGUAUCUGGGCUAUUAAGGCAAAAAACGGUGGCGUUUUCCCUCGUCAUGAUCCUAAACCUAAGCCCGAAACUGCUGCUGAAAAACCACCAAAAUUUUAUCCUGCUGAUGAUGUGAAAAAACCUCUUCGUAACAAGCACAAGCCUAAGCAGACUAAGCUCAGGGCAAGCAUCACUCCCGGCACAGUGCUGAUUCUUCUUGCUGGUAGAUUUAAGGGCAAGAGGGUGGUGUUUUUGAAGCAGCUUCCUUCUGGAUUGCUUCUUGUAACUGGUCCCUUCAAGAUCAACGGAGUUCCUUUGAGACGUGUGAAUCAGGCCUAUGUGAUUGGUACAUCAACCAAAGUCGAUAUCUCCGGUGUUAAUGUGGAUAACCUUGAUGACAAGUACUUUUCAAAGGAAGCCAAAAAGAAGAGCAAGGGAGAAGGCGAAUUCUUUGAGUCAGACAAGGAGGAGAAAAAGGCGUUACCUCAGCAGAAGAAAGAUGACCAGAAAACAGUGGACGCUGCAUUGAUAAAAGCUAUUGAGAGCGUUCCAGACUUGAAGACUUAUCUUGGUGCCAGGUUUUCUCUCAAGGCAGGUGUGAAGCCACACGAACUCGUCUUCUAGUUUGGAGGAAAGAGGGAUGCUAUGCUUGCAUUUUAUAAUUUUUUUAAUGGAACUUGGUUCAGAUAGUUGCACUUUCUUAACUGUAAUAUGGAAUUCUGCUGGAGAUAUUCCUUCCUGCAAUUUUGCUAUUGUGAACGUUUUUGUUGAUUUUAUGAAUUUUAGUUAUUGUGAGGUUUCACUUGAGCAUGCCAAA
Molecule: messenger RNA, 970 nt
Organism: Medicago truncatula (barrel medic)
Lineage: Eukaryota; Viridiplantae; Streptophyta; Magnoliopsida; Fabales; Fabaceae
Product: 60S ribosomal protein L6-3
Biological process (GO): cytoplasmic translation; ribosomal large subunit assembly
Cellular component (GO): ribosome; cytosolic large ribosomal subunit
Molecular function (GO): RNA binding; structural constituent of ribosome
Source: RefSeq, a predicted model, not a curated record